Molecule: messenger RNA, 345 nt
Organism: Durusdinium trenchii
Lineage: Eukaryota; Dinophyceae; Suessiales; Symbiodiniaceae
Source: the annotation of a GenBank genome assembly
AUGGUAGUUCCAUGUCCUCUAGGGUUGUGGACCUGCAACAGAUGUGACGCCGAAUUAUCAGCUAGAAGCUGCGGUGGCAAUGAUCCUCCCACCGAUCGUCAUCUUGGAUUUAGCACGUUGGGAGAGUUCCUACAGAUCAGUCACCUUUUCGUAGCAUCAAUUUCUGAAUUCCUGCCAGGGUUUGCCAGUCGAGUCUUUUUGGUCCAACUGGAGUCCUGGCAGAUUUCUUCGGGCCCAAGGAGAAAGACUUGGCACGAGGUCCAGGGGAGGAAUCACACGGGGAGGUAUUUUGAGAUGGGUUUGGAUCUGCAGUCUCUCCCCUGUUCGGGGUCCACCAAUCUUUAG